Naegleria fowleri is the source of this 687-nucleotide messenger RNA. RefSeq lists its product as uncharacterized. NCBI's taxonomy places the organism in Eukaryota, Heterolobosea, Eutetramitea, Acrasida, Naegleriidae. Bases 1 to 687 code for a protein of 228 amino acids. Gene Ontology annotation, cellular component: membrane. The record is from RefSeq and is a predicted model, not a curated record. The transcript is spliced from 2 exons. Gene Ontology annotation, biological process: monoatomic ion transport.
AUGUCGAAAUCGGAAGCAUCACCACCAAGCACCACAACAGAGAACACAUCAUCCAACACCAACACCACCACAGAAACUACAUCAUCAACCUCCUCGGAAACCACUUCCAAUCCCUCCAUUAACGUCGACCCACUCGCCAAUUUACCAGGAUUUCUCAAGAAAGGUACCAUUGGCUUUAUAUUAAAGCCUGGCUCCUCUCUGCAUCCAAACUUUGUUAAAGUUCUAUGGACAUCAAUAGUGGCGCUUUUAGCGUGCCUUGUAUUUAUGUAUUACGUGCCGUCUAUUGCUAAAUAUCACGUUGCUAUUUUGUUUUUAAUUACAAUGGCUUUGAGUGUAACAUUAUUUAUUGUCAUACCCAUGCUAAGACAAUUACAUGAAGAGGACAAACAAGCUCUGCGUAAAAAACUUCUCCUAAGAAAGAAGAGAAAACUAUUGGAAGAACAAGAAAAACAACAGUCUCUUCUCAAAGAACAACAAGAACAGCAAGACCAACAACCCUCUAUCUGUGAGGAAGAAACAACUUCAUCGUCGUCAUCCAAGGCCUCAACAAACACGCAAAAUGCAACCAAUAAUCGUUCGGACAUCAUUACCACCACAAUAUCAGCAAGUGCAACAACCACUCAAGAUCACAAGAAUGAGAGCAUAAUAAGUCAGCCCUCUACGGACAACAAGCUCAAGAAAGACUAA